AUGGCCGCAAGCGACGCGCCCAUGGGGGCGGAGGAGCCGGAGAUGCACGCUGGAUUCGAGUUCGCCUUCGACAACGAGGCCUUCUCCGACAAGGUGCUACGGAUAGAGGUCAUCGACAGCAGAUACGAUGCGACUCAGUUUGGCGCUGAUGCCGCCAGCCGCAAGCGCCGCCGCGAGGAGGCCGAAGGUGAUAAUGGAGAAGGUAUCAACUCUUCUUGUAGUGUGAUGGGUACUCCAGUUCUACGAUUCAAGACCAUGUAUGUCAAUUCGGCGAUUCUUGCUUCAAAAAGUCCUUUCUUUUUCAAGCUUUUCUCCAAUGGUAUGAAAGAAUCUGGUCAAAGUCAGGCAUCAGUUAGAAUUACUGAUUCAGAUGAAAAUUCUUUCAUGGAGCUUUUACACUUUAUGUAUAGUGGGAAAUUGACACAAACAGCUGAUCCCGCUCUUCUGGUUGAUAUCCUUAUGGCUGCUGACAAAUUUGAGGUUGUUUCUUGCAUGAAGCUUUGUGGUCAGCGCCUCAUAACCAUGCCUAUGACCCUCGAAUCUGCAGUGCUGUGCCUAGAUCUCCCAAGUUCUGUUUCAAAUGCAGCUGACCUGGAAGAGGCAGCAAAGCAAUACCUUGCUGAAAAAUACAAGGAAUUCCUGUCAACAAAGUUCCAAGAUGAACUGAUGAGGAUCCCUCUUGCUGGGAUUGUAGCCAUCUUAUCAAGAUAUGACCUGGGGGUCGCAUCUGACGUAGCCGUCUAUGACUUCAUGCUUAGGUGGGCAUUUUGGCAGUACCCAAAUUCAGAAGAAAGGUACAAGAUCUUAAGUUCACGUUUACUACCGCUAGUGCCGCUAAUGCGAGUAAAGAACGGUGUCAUGAAAGGUGUUGUGCCGGACUGUGUAUUUGGCAUCUAUCUAAUGCGUGAGCGGUGCUCUAAGCUCUUACUGUCAAAAACUGAAUACUUUCAAAAGUUCAGUUUCAUGGGGCAUGUCUUUUCCCUCUCGGCACACUGUAACAUGGACUCGUACAACUGUUUUGGUCUCUUAUUGGAGAUGCUAGAAGACAAGGGGCCAGUGAGAGGGACAAUAGAUUGUAGUUUUCAGAUAAAGACAAGACCGUCCCUGGAGUUUGUCACCAGGUACAAGUGCACUUACACUGAUAGUAGGAAGGAUGUGGAAUGCAGGGAUCUCUUUGGUGUUCCCUGGUCAGAGUUCAUUGCUGAUGACAGCCCUUUCUUCAUUGACGACAUACUGAAUCUGCAAGUUCACAUGAAGAUGGCGUAGAAGCCCUUGUGAUCGUGCAUUAGCCGCUUGUUAUUCUAUUUAGAUGCAUUCACUAGCUUGAUGUGCCUUGCUCAAGCCUCUUUUUUUGUUCAUUUGAAGUAUGUAUGAAGAAUCCUGAACCGGGAUGCUCUUGUUAUCUGCUAGAGU
Molecule: messenger RNA, 1413 nt
Organism: Lolium perenne
Lineage: Eukaryota; Viridiplantae; Streptophyta; Magnoliopsida; Poales; Poaceae
Product: BTB/POZ domain-containing protein POB1-like
Biological process (GO): response to red light
Cellular component (GO): nucleus
Molecular function (GO): protein binding
Source: RefSeq, a predicted model, not a curated record